Molecule: messenger RNA, 1920 nt
Organism: Sordaria macrospora k-hell
Lineage: Eukaryota; Fungi; Ascomycota; Sordariomycetes; Sordariales; Sordariaceae
Source: RefSeq, a predicted model, not a curated record
AUGCCGCCAACCUUCUCAUUCCGCGACUCUCUUGAUGAACCGCCUCAGAUCACUCUUGGGAGAAAGGCUUGGCAAUGGUACACGUUAUGGGCCAAAACGUCCAAAAACAAGGCCACGGAGCAAGAUCUUUGGAAAUGGGUCAUAAAUGAAAUCGGUCCAGGUCGUGGGCACAAGAGUGUUUCUCGGGAGCAGAGGGAACAAGCGAGUUGGAAGUGUCCCAUCAGUUACCCGCCCGGAUCCAAGGGCUACGAGUUUCUGCAGCAACACAUCGCCUUGCAAUUCGAGAAGUGGUUCAUCACCAAGGAACGCUGGAAGGUUCCCGUCCUUUCAUCGUCACAAGCAGAGCCGCUCUCUAUUCAAAUUCGCUGUUCGAUUUCCAACAUCUUGAACGGCGGCUCGUGGAUUAUGGACCACAACAAUGGUGGCUCGGUCCAUUCCACCGCUUCCCAGGAGAUUACACCAGAGCCCUGCACCGACUCCGAACAUUUCAUUCGCACCUCGUUGUACCCAGCCUGGAAGGCUGUUUGCGACUUUCAUAAAUGGGCUCCGGCCAAUAUUUUCUGCUUCGACCUGCCAUACAAUUACUCCCACCUGGCUUUUGAGAUUGUUGAUGCCAUGGCCAGCUGUCAAUGCCCACAUACAACGUUUCGCUUGGUGCUGGACAGCUCCAAGUACACCGAGCAACAAGCUGUUGAGCUUUUGACAACCGAACGACCACUGGCUGCGGACAAGGAGCUAGUUGUCGAAGUGACAGAUGGAAGUGUUGAGGCUCGGACCACUCUCAUUCAGCAAGUUGGCGAUUCGACAUUGAUCAUUGAUGGAACCAACAACUCCUGCAUCCUGCAAGCUAUUCGCGACCCUGUUAUCCACUUCUUUCUUACUGGGAAGAAGGGCGACGCACCCAAACCAUGGGGCAUCUUUAAGUUCAUCGUGAACUGGGACGACAGAGGCUUCUACGAGCGCGCCGCCGAAGCGACCAAGGCCAUACCAAAGGUGCCGUCUUUGCCUGUCAAGUCAGAUCAAUCUGAUACCUCGGUCGGCGAUCUCUUCGAUGAUGACCGCUUCAAGUUCAUGUUGGCCCUAUGGCGUGAAAGGAAGCGGCCGAUCGAUGACAUUGUGCGAGACCACUUUCCAGAUUUUGAGAUGGAGCCUGGUUUUCGCCUGCCGGAGGAAGCAAGACUAGACUUGUUGGAGGCACUACUGGAUGAAGAUUUGAGUGAUGUCUUUGUGAUUCUCGACGACUUUUAUUCGGGCAUGCAGUUCAUCUACAGCGAAUUUGAUGUUGACGCCCGAUGGAAAGAGGUCCUAGAACGCAUGAAGGGCCUUGAAGAGUCGAUUUUCGGAAGCGGCUUGAAGGGUGGAAUGCGAGGUUCCGAUUCUGCCACAUUCACGCCCCAACAUUCUUCCAACACGCAAGUUUCCUUGAAGUGGGAUGAUCCAGAGCUCAUUCGCAGCGAAGAUUUGGUGGAUCCAUUAGAACAAGGCGGCAUAGUGCUUGAGAACCACUUCGACAGGCGAUUUCCAGAUCUUUUCAUUGAUCUGGUAUAUGAUGUUCGAUAUCGGUGGAUGGAUCCUGGAUUUGGUCAGAUCUUCAAUCCCACUCUUUACUUUUGCAAGCAUCGACCUACCGGAUCAAAGGACAAUAUGGCCAGCUCCAUGCCACGCUUCAAACAUCCUUCCUUUGAUGUUGAAAGGAGACAUUUGCAUGAUUUGAAGCGUUUGGCAACGACGAAACCUGAUUCAACCAUAGAUGAUGGCGGGCGUACCGUUUCCCCGCCCUCGAAAUUCGAACCCGAUUGUUCUUCGAGAGUUCACACCCCCUCAAAGGCUUCGUCUUUAGAGUCACAGCCCCUUAGCCCGGGAUGGGUGCCUUUUGGGCACAAGAGAGCCUGGAAGGCUUCAAUUCUUGAUCAGAACUAA